Messenger RNA from Myotis lucifugus (little brown bat), 1048 nucleotides. Its product is annotated as tight junction protein ZO-3-like. Gene Ontology annotation, molecular function: cell adhesion molecule binding. The transcript is spliced from 5 exons. The record is from RefSeq and is a predicted model, not a curated record. Gene Ontology annotation, cellular component: bicellular tight junction; plasma membrane. Lineage: Eukaryota; Metazoa; Chordata; Mammalia; Chiroptera; Vespertilionidae. Gene Ontology annotation, biological process: protein localization to cell-cell junction; cell-cell adhesion; establishment of endothelial intestinal barrier. The annotation marks the transcript as partial.
GGAAGGGGGAAGAGGAUGGGGAGGUCUCACCCCUUUCCUUGAAGGAUACAACCCCAAAUUGCACACAUUAAUUACUCUUGCACCCCAUUGGCCAGAACUUAGUCACAUGGCCAUCCCUAGCUGCAAGGGAGGCUGGCAGAUGUAGUCUUAGCUGACCAACCCUAGGCCUAGCUAGAUAUGAUACUACAGGGGAGGUAGAAAGUGGUCGUGCAAGAACCUAGCAGUCUUUGCCACAAAAGGGAUCCUGACUCUUGUCAUUGUUUCUUGGCCCCUCAGCCAAUUUCAAGCGCCCAGUGGUGAUCCUGGGACCCGUGGCAGACAUUGCGAUGCAGAAGUUGACUGCUGAGAUGCCUGACCAGUUUGAAAUCGCAGAGAGCGUGUUGAGGACUGACAGGCCGUCUAAGAUCAUCAAACUGGACACCGUGCGGGUGAUCGCGGAGAAGGACAAGCACGCACUCCUAGACGUGACACCCUCGGCCGUGGAGCGCCUCAACUACGUGCAGUACUACCCCAUCGUGGUCUUCUGCGCCCCCGAGAGCCGCUCGGCCCUCAAGGCUCUGCGCCAGUGGCUGGCGCCGGCCUCCCGCCGCAGCACCCGCCGCCUCUAUGCUCAAGCCCAGAAGCUGUGGAAGCACAGCGACCACCUCUUCACAGCCACCGUUCACCUGCAAGGCACAAGCGACGGCUGGUACCAGGAGCUCAAGGCCAUUAUCCGGGAGCAGCAGAUGCGGCCCAUCUGGACAGCCGAGGACCAGCUGGACGGCUCCCUGGAGGACAACCUGGACCUCCCUCACCGCGGCCUGAAUGACAGCUCCGCGGAUCUGAGCUGUGACAGCCGCGUCAACAGCGACUACGAGACAGAUGGCGAGGGCUACACGGACGGCGAGGGCUACACGGACGGUGAGGGUGGGCCCCACACAGAUGUGGACGAGGGGCCCCCAGCACCAGCCCUGGGCCGGUCCUCGGAGCCUGUGCUCGUGGAAAAACCCGAGAGCCUGCGGGAUCAUGGGAGAUCCUCAGGCCACCAAGGGGCCCAGGUGAGCAGGAU